Leguminivora glycinivorella is the source of this 4304-nucleotide messenger RNA. RefSeq lists its product as uncharacterized. The transcript is spliced from 21 exons. The record is from RefSeq and is a predicted model, not a curated record. Lineage: Eukaryota; Metazoa; Arthropoda; Insecta; Lepidoptera; Tortricidae. The coding region runs from base 292 to 4218 and encodes 1308 amino acids.
AAUCCAAGUAGUAACUCAUAUCGUGGAGGUGAUAGUGACGCUUGGGUUAAGAUUUGCAUUAAUGUACGUAGUUUGUCUAAUAAGUAACAUGUUAUCUUCUUAGAGUAUAAUAUAAAUGUUUGUCGCUGUUUACACGUAGUUAAAACAUGUUUUUAUUAAUCUAGUGACUGCAGAUUAAAAAACACAGUAACAGCAGCAGGAGAGAGAAGAUUGUGCUUGAGUGGAAUUAAGUUAAUUAGGAAUAGUUUAUGACCGUUUAAGGUCAUAAACUGACAAGUGUAGUGCUUCAGUAUGGACCUCCCUGACUGCCCUCCUGGAGCAGAAGGCUAUCAAGACUCUGUCACCGAAGUUCCCAAGAAGCCAGAUCUUGAAGAUUCUUCUUGCACUAAGGCGGAGCAGGAAUUCCAAGAGCAUUUGAACAGCCUGCGCAUCAGCUGUGAAGAUGGCAGCCAGCGCUGCAUGGUGGAGCGCCGCGGGCGCGACGUGUCCGGCAAGUGGAUCUACCUCUGCUACCCGUGCGCGGCCGUCUGCAGCGGCGAGACCAUCCUGCAGACUCAUAUUUCGGGGAAAAAACACAAAAUCAAGAUAGCUAUGCGAAAUGUUUGGCCGCUGAGUCUUUUCGAUGAGCACCCUUUCAUACAAACAGAACGAGGGACUAAAACUGAAGCAACGGAAAAGGUGUUGCAAAAGAUGGCGCAGGAAGUGGACAUGCACAACAAAAACGCUUCCGAGUUUGACAAGAAGUACGGCAAAUACAGAGAUGUGAUGUGUCACAUACAAAGCAUAGUAGACAAUGUCAAGGCGCCGCUGCUGGGCCUAGAGUACCUGGUGGAGCACCCGCCCGAGCAGGCGCACUACGAGCCCUCCUACACGUGCACGCUGUGCUCCAAGCAGGGCCACCCGCGCACCAUCAUCAACCACAUGACCUGCUUCUGGCAUAGAUACAACUACCUCGUGCGGCAUUACGGGAAGGCGUGCAGCCUCAUGACGCCGUACCGCGCGCAGCCCAAGUACCGCGAGGGAGUGGCCGUCAUCAUGAACCGCCUGGCGCAGCGCAUCGAGGACAAGCACGGUCGCCAGCGGCCCGUGCACAUCGACAAGGAGGAAUAUGACAACGAUAAGGAGAGUAUUCAUCAGUGGAUAUUCAAAGGUUUCCAUUUCUCUGAAUCCAACGGCCCCUCCUUUGAAGAAGUAGUUGACGUCGAUCUAAUCAACACUUUAUUGAAGUCAGAUAAUGAGUCGAAGCUGGCAAUGAGGAACAGAGAAAGAGAUCCAUCCCCGCCUCACGUGGCGGCGCCGUGUAAGCCUCAUUUCAAUGCAUUCACGCGUUCGGGGCGGCGGCAGGAGCGGCGCGGCGCGUCUUUGGACUCGCUGUCGGACAUCAGCGAUGAACAGGAGCCGCGGCGACGCGCGGAGCGCCCUCGCCCGCGCCGAGAGCCGUCACCCGACCGCGACCGCGACCGCGACGCGCCCAGGGGCAAAUACGAACACCAACGGGCGCGUUACGAGCCUUACCCAGACAAGCGGCGGACCAGCCCCUAUCGCUCGCGCUUCGCUCUGCGGAACCCCCCUGCGGAGAAGCCCCGCGCGAGUGACUCGAAGCAGAGACCGCCGAAUUAUGCAUACAAGCUGAAGCUGGCGGAGGACAAGCGCAUGAUUGCUGAAGAGUCGGCGCAGAAAACCCUCGCCUAUCACGAGAAGAACCCGGAGAAGCAUCCGCUCUACCCCGAGGAGUGGAAGAAGUUUUGGAAUAGGCGGUACAAGGAAAUACAAGCUGAGGGCAAGGAUCCAUCUAAACACGAUUUCAAGCCAGAAUGGAUAGUGUUUUGGACAGCACGCAUGAAAGAAUUGCACGACGCCGAAUUGAAAGUGGUAGUUAACGAAAUCUACCGAAAACUUUGUAUCUCACCUCCCGACAUGAGAGGUCGGUCGCCUGAGCUAAAGGCUUGUUCGGCGGAGCGGCGCAGGUCGCCUGAGGCGCGGCGCCGUUCGCCGGCCAGGCGGCGCUCGCCCGAGCCGCGCCGCCGCGACCCGUAUCUCGAGCGCCGCAAGUCGCCGCACCGCCCUCUGUCUCCGGACCCAAGACGCAAUCGCAGAGCGCGCAGCCCUGUACAUACCAACUUCACAUUGGAGUCAGUACGACGCAGCCGCAGCCCGCUGUCGCGGCGCGAGGCUGAGCUGCGUAACCGCAGCCCCGCGCCGCCCGCGCACCCGCACCACGCCGCGCCCAGCAUGCAGACCGUCACCAUCUCCGAUGAUGAACUUAAGAUCGAUGACAACAUAUCACCGUGGAAUUCGGAUGACAUGGAUUCGAUAGGGUCAGUGCCGGAAGCGCGGUCGCCGGGCACGCGGUCGACGCGCGCGGGCAGCGUGGCGUCGCGCGGCUCGCGGUCGCGGCGCGAGCUCCGCGGCCCGCUGGCACCCGCCGCCGCGCCGCAGGACCUCGGCCCGCCCGAGAACGUCGUCGUCACCUUGCGGCUGCUCGUCGCGCUCGAAGACUAUCUAGGCAGUCUAGGCCCUAAAAUUGUAGAUUUACUCACCGAGGCUAUCCGAAUGGAAAAGGAGGUCGCGAACUCUUCGGAGGAGCUACUGGAGCGCGAGUCAGCGGUGGUGCUGAUAGAGACGGCCAAGGAGAAGCUGAAGGGCGCCGUGCAGGCGGGGCUCGUAGCCGCCGCCGCCGCCGCCGCCGUGCGCGCCGCCAUCGUGCGCGCCGCCGCCACGCUGCACGUGGCCGACACCCGCGCCCACAAGGGUUCGAAGAGCGGGUCGAGCGCAGUUCAGUCGGGUCACGCGACGGCGGCGGCGGCGGCGACGGUGACGGGGGUGGCGGUGGCGGGUGUGGGCUCCGUGGACCGCGCGCAGAUCGCGCAGCAGAUGGCGGCUGCGCUUGUGGCGCAGGGCAAGACCGACGUCUCCUCCGAGGAACUCGCGCAACUCGUCGACGCAGUGGUCGGGAUAGCUGAAGAAAAGAAACGACAAGAACAAUCCAAGAAAAGGCAGGAACAAAAAAUAACUGUCACUCCGACAUCCAAAACCAUCAGCGGAACUGCUUCUGCGUUGCAAAUGUUGCAGUCGGCCUAUGAUGAGAAUGACAAAAAGCCGGAAAAGGCGGACGCACCAGACGCUAUGGACGGUUUAUCAGACUCUGAUCUAGAAACCUUGUUGAAAAAUUUCAACGAGCUUUCGGCAGAGGAACAGCACAGCCUUAUAGCAUACCUGAAGAAAUUAGAAGCCCGUGAGCCUGAGCGGGUGGAGCGACUGCGGCAGUACGUGAGCGCGGCCGCGUCGCCCGGCGCGCCCGCCACCCCUGCGCCCGCGGACGACGCGACCGCGCCGGCCGAGGCGCCGCGCCCCGCGCCCAACGCCGCGCCUGCGUCUGCCGCCGCCAGUAAACCAAUUGCUAUCGACAGCGAUGACGACGACUACACCGUUGAGGAGGUAUUCAAGUCUGUAACAGAGAAAGUGAAAGAAGACCAGAUCCGUCAGGAAAUGGAAAUUGUCAAAAAAUCGUUGGAAGAGACGAAAGCAGUAACUGUUGCUAACGAAGUAGUCAGAGAUCCCCAGCCUAACGUAUCUAAAAGCAUGUCAUCAGCGGCAAAUUUGCUGGCCUUAGUGCAAGCUUCGAUCCAGUCCUCGGAGUCCGCCAAGUGCACGCGUGCUCCUCCCUCGGACGUCGUCGCCAGCAACCCUCAGCCGAGAUCUUUCGGCGACAUGCCGAUACCACCGGUUGCAGUGCCUACAGAGCCGAGCAGACCAGCUAUGCAACCCGUACCCAUAGCGACGCUAACGUCUCCGCCCGGUCAGCAAAUCGACUACAACAACCAGCAGCAACAUGCUCCCUUUACUCAUCAGCACAGCUCAUUACCUGGACCUAUACAUGACAGGCCUAAUUUUGGCGGAAAUAACACUUCUCAUGUCAAUGUUUGGGAUCAUAGACCGAUGCAUAAUAUGCCAGAUGUGCGAUGUUCUAUGCCGAGGCCACCUGCAUAUAAUAAUUAUGGUCAAAACAAUAUGUACAACCAACCAGGACCCAGGGGUAGUUUCAUGAACGGUAGAAUGCAAGAUAGUUACGAUACAAGGCUGAAUGAGAUGAGUCACCAGUUCGAGCGAGCCCAAUAUGAUCAAAACCAUUAUGCUCGAAGAGGAGGCAGUGGAGGACGGGGUCAUUUCGGCGGCCCUGGGGGGUCCAAAAGGGGCCGAGGACGCGGCUACUACUAACGUUCCAAUCAAAACUCUCAAUAACUUAAAAUAGUUAUAAUAUAAUAAAACCUUAAGUCGUUGGUACCAUUCAUAAAUUAAUGGAA